Messenger RNA from Acinonyx jubatus (cheetah), 1862 nucleotides. RefSeq lists its product as uncharacterized. Gene Ontology annotation, molecular function: nucleic acid binding. Lineage: Eukaryota; Metazoa; Chordata; Mammalia; Carnivora; Felidae. Gene Ontology annotation, biological process: DNA integration. The record is from RefSeq and is a predicted model, not a curated record. The coding region runs from base 582 to 1742 and encodes 386 amino acids. The transcript has 2 exons.
UAUCAUCUCUCAGCCUAAGGCGGGCCAUCUUGAUCAGCUCCCUUACAUUAUCACUUGGCAGGACCUUGUAGAAGACCCACCCUCUUGGCUUAAGCCCUUCCUAACCCUGCUCCCUCCGGAGCCAAAACCCAUUCUUGCUUUGCAGGAGACAGAGAAGAGGAAAAGUCUUACCCAGCCUUCAGCACCCCUCUACCCUGUCCUACAGGGGGGUACUGAAGAAGAAUUAAUUUUUCCUCCCCCGUAUAACCCCUCUAGGAUGCCGGAAGAACACCAUCCUCCCCCUCCGGGGGAGGCAGACGCUGUUCCGAGAGCGGGAGGUGGAAACGCUCCAGGGGGAAGCCCGCCCUUUACCAGACAAAGGGCUCAGAGGGGGCAAUCCGCCUCCGCCGCUGACUCCACUAUUCUGCCCCUGCGAGCCACCGGACCCCCAGACGCGGAGGGGAAUCAGCCCCAUCACUAUUGGCCUUUCGCCACUAGUGACCUCUACAAUUGGAAAGCUCAGAAUCCUAAGUUUUCCGAGAAACCGGCAGGGCUUAUUGAUUUAUUAGACUCUGUUCUUUUUACCCAUCAGCCCACGUGGGAUGAUUGCCAGCAGCUUUUGCAGGUCCUGUUCACGACUGAAGAAAAAGAAUCCUCAAUGGGGCCCGAAAACUAGUUCCGGGCGCAGACGGGAAUCCCACCACCAACCAGGCUCAGAUAGAUGCCUCCUUCCCCUUAACUCGGCCCCAGUGGGAUUUCAACACGGCAGAAGGGUCUGGUAUACUGUACUAGAUUUAAAGGACGCCUUCUUCAGUCUGCCGCUGGCACCCCAGAGCCAACCCUUGUUCGCCUUCGAGUGGCAUGAUCCGGAGGAGGGCUCCAGUGGGCAACUCACCUGGACAUGGCUACCUCAGGGAUUCAAAAAUUCACCCACCAUCUUCGACGAGGCUCUACACGAGGACCUGGUAUUUACAGACACCUUCUCUGGCUGGGUGGAGGCCUACCCAACCAAGCAUGAAACGGCUCAGACGGUGGCUAAGAAGCUACCAGAAGACAUCUUACUCAGGUAUGGUUUUCCUGCCAUGGUAGGAUCAGACAAUGGACCAGCUUUUAUCUCGCAGGUAACACAGGCAGUAGCCAAGGCGGUGGGGGCAAACUGGAAAUUACAUUGUGCUUAUAGGCCCCAGAGCUCAGGACAGGUAGAAAGAAUGAAUAGAACCCUAAAAGAGACCCUUACCAAAUUAACCAUGGAGACUGGUGGGGACUGGGUGACUCUCCUACCGUACGCCCUUUACCGGGUUAGAAACACUCCUUACACUCUGGGUUUUACUCCCUACGAGAUCAUGUUUGGCAGGCCACCCCCUGUUAUUCCCAGCCUUCGAGCUGAACUUAUUGCUGAGUUUAAAGAUCAAGAACUUUUUCUUUCCUUGAGCGGGCUCCAGAGGGCGCACGAGGACAUUUGGCCGCGCCUCCGUGCCAUCUACGAGGCUGGCCCGAUCCCGACACCUCAUCAGUACAGGCCGGGAGACUGGGUCUACGUCAAGAGGCACCACCGAGAGACUCUCGAGCCGCGCUGGAAGGGACCCUACAUCGUGGUGUUGACAACCCCCACCGCUCUCAAGGUAGACGGCAUCGCGACCUGGGUCCAUCACACCCACGCUCAGCCAGCGGAACCCUCCUCGAUCCGGAAGGACGUUGUCACGCGAUGGGCCAUCAGUCGGGACCAACACAACCCGCUCAAGCUCAAGCUACAGCGCAUUUGACCUACCUAAUAUUGGUAACUCUGUUAACUCUGCUUGUCAUUGCUCAUGCUGCCGGGAGUCCCCACACCCCCCAAAACAUCACCUGGCAGAUCAUAGACACCAGCUCAGGGACAAUACUUA